AAACUUAAAUCAAAAGUAAUAAAAAAAUGAAUAACAAAAUACUACUAAACUGAGGCGGAAGACGAAGCGAGUAAGUGAAGAAGACGCGAAGUCAUUCUCGCCGGUUGGUGCCGACGGAACUAAGCACGCCGCUCGCCGGAGUUCGCCGGCGGCGAGGUGGGGAAGCGGGUGAAGGGCACGCCUCUCAACGAGGGCAUGGGCUGCUCCAUCUCGGGGCUCAACGCCCUCUACGACGCGGCGACGGGCGGCGGCGACGUGUGGAUCAACGACCGCCGCUUCCGCGUCCUGCGCCAGAUUGGCGAGGGCGGCUUCGCCUUCGUCUACCUCGUCAGGGAGCACCACCCGUCCUCCGACGACGCAUCGCGCGGCCGCCACCCUUCCAACGCCUCAGAUGAUGGGACAUAUGCCAUGAAGAAGGUGCUGAUACAGAGCAAGGAACAGCUCGAUCUGGUGAAGGAGGAGAUUCGCGUGUCGUCGUUGUUCAACCAUCCCAACCUGCUGCCACUUCUUGAUCAUGCCGUGAUAGCAGUUAAGAGUCAACAGGGAGAUUGGAACCAUGAAGCCUACUUGCUCUUCCCUGUCCAUAUCGAUGGUACUCUGUUUGACAAUGCCAAAGUCAUGCAGUCCAGGAAGGAGUUCUAUUCAACAAUCAAUGUUUUGCAAAUAUUCCAACAGCUCUGUGAAGGACUGAGGCACAUGCACAAUUUUGAUCCACCAUAUGCCCAUAAUGACGUCAAGCCUGGCAAUGUUCUUAUAACUCACCAAAAAGGACAAGCACCUCUUGCAACUUUAAUGGAUUUUGGAAGUGCAAGGCCUGCAAGAAAAACAAUCCGUUCUCGUUCUGAAGCAUUACGGCUACAGGAAUGGGCUGCUGAACAUUGCUCCGCGCCUUACCGUGCACCUGAAUUGUGGGACUGCCCAAGUCACGCUGAUAUUGAUGAGAGGACAGACAUCUGGUCUCUAGGAUGCACCCUUUAUGCUAUCAUGUACGGUGUUUCACCGUUUGAGUAUGCUCUCGGUGAAUCUGGAGGAAGCUUGCAAUUAGCCAUCGUCAAUUGCACUUUGAAGUGGCCGGCAGGUCCCAGCCCUCCUUACCCUGACGCACUUCAUCAGUUUGUUACCUGGAUGCUUCAGCCGCAACCUGCCAUGCGCCCUCAAAUCGAUGACAUUAUUCUUCACGUUGAAAAACUUAUGGAGAAAUAUUCGUCUUAAGCCAACUGCACAUUCUCUUCUGACUUGUUUACACAGUUACUCAAAUGAAUAUAUUGGGAAUUACGAACAUUGUUCAUGCUUGAGGCUAUUCCUUUAAGACUGAGUAGGCACAGCUUUAUUCUUUAUUAAUCUUUUGAGACUAACUGACAUUCUCCUAACGUAUGUUGGUUAUGUCACUCAGUUUACUUGUACAAUAUAUUUAGUGAAUGCCACAUGUUACAAGUUACAACCUCCA
Oryza brachyantha (malo sina) is the source of this 1447-nucleotide messenger RNA. RefSeq names its product serine/threonine-protein kinase 16. Lineage: Eukaryota; Viridiplantae; Streptophyta; Magnoliopsida; Poales; Poaceae. The record is from RefSeq and is a predicted model, not a curated record. Gene Ontology annotation, biological process: protein phosphorylation. Gene Ontology annotation, cellular component: cytoplasm. The transcript has 6 exons. The coding region runs from base 196 to 1212 and encodes 338 amino acids. Gene Ontology annotation, molecular function: ATP binding; protein serine/threonine kinase activity.